GUGGAUGGAGGUGGGGGACGGGGAGGGACUUCUUGGACCAAAAGAGGAUUCAAACGUGUUUAUGACUUUAGAGUAGAACCGUCGCAUUCAGUCAGUCAAUGGACUCGGGCGCAUUGCGAUAACCAGUCUCAUUGUGUUCGCUUCAGGCUGGGAAGCAAAACAGAGAGAGAUUCGGCCCAGAAGAUCGCCCAAAAACAAAGGUGUGUCCAUCUGAAAGACAUUCAUUGUCAAAAAAGGACAGGACAGGCGCAAAAGAGCGAGCUCGUCGCUGGGAACAAUGAUGCUGAUUGAAGUUUUGAUAUUAUGAGCAAGGCGCGCGGAUUGUUGGAAACCCAUUUGAUGCGUCACUUAUAGUUGUGAUCGUUCUUUGUCAGAUUAGAGUGUGCAGUGCGGAUUCCUCGCGCGCUCUCCAAAUCAUUCCAAACGCGGCGUUUCUAUUAUUCCCGUGAGCUGUUCCUAGAUCCACAACGAUGAAUUACCAAUCGAGCGUCCCGGUCUCGGUGUCAGUGUCCGGGAUCUCUCAGCAGUCCCAGCCCGCCAUGCCCACCCCGGGUACGGUACCGGCACCGGUGCCAGUUCCCCCACCUCAGUUCGGAUCCGGAUCGUCCGGGAGCUCCGGGGCGGGUCAGUUUGGCUCGGGAACCGUAUCGGGCCCUGCAGCGCAGUCCGGCGCGUCGGGCUCCCAGUUCGUUUUGUCCAACUCAGCAGCCAUAAGAGCCGAGAUCCAUCGGUUCGAGUCCGUCCACCCGAACAUUUAUGCAAUAUACGACCUGAUCGAGCGCAUCGAUGACCUGGCCCUCCAGAACCAGAUCCGCGAGCAUGUGAUCUCUAUUGAAGAUUCCUUCGUUAACAGUCAGGAAUGGACAUUGAGUCGAUCAGUACCAGAGCUCAAAGUGGGCAUUGUGGGAAACCUGUCCAGUGGGAAGUCGGCGUUAGUUCAUCGGUAUCUGACAGGAACAUAUGUCCAGGAGGAGUCGCCCGAGGGAGGGAGGUUUAAAAAGGAGAUUGUGGUGGAUGGACAGAGUUAUCUCUUGCUGAUCAGGGAUGAAGGCGGCCCGCCAGAACUGCAGUUUGCUGCCUGGGUGGACGCGGUGGUGUUCGUCUUCAGCUUGGAGGAUGAGAUCAGCUUCCAGACAGUUUAUAACUACUUCCUGCGCCUUUCCAGCUACAGGAACACGGCAGAGGUUCCCAUGGUGCUGGUGGGGACGCAGGAUGCCAUCAGCGCUGCCAACCCAAGAGUGAUAGAUGACGCCCGGGCUCGAAAACUGUCCAACGACCUGAAACGCUCCACAUAUUACGAAACCUGCUCCACCUAUGGUCUUAACGUCGAGAGAGUCUUUCAAGAUGUUGCUCAGAAAGUGGUGGCGCUGAGGAAAAAACAGCAGCUUUCGAUUGGUCCGUGUAAAUCUCUGCCCAACUCUCCCAGCCACUCGUCAGUUCCGUCCGCGUCCAUCCCCUCUGUACACAUCAAUCAGGCUGCUAAUGGAGGAGGUGCGUUCAGCGAUUACUCGUCCUCCGUUCCCUCCACCCCCAGCAUAAGCCAGAGGGAGAUGCGCAUCGAGACGGUGGCCGCCUCCAACACUCCCACGCCCAUCCGCAAGCAGUCCAAACGGCGCUCCAACAUCUUCACAUCACGGAAAGCCAGUGAUCAGACAAAGAGCAUUGAGAGUAAAACUGACAGUAUAGGGAGUGGAAGGGCCAUACCCAUCAAACAGGGGAUUUUAUUAAAAAGAAGUGGGAAGUCACUUAAUAAGGAGUGGAAGAAGAAAUACGUCACUUUGUGUGACAAUGGUCUGCUCACGUACCACCCCAGUUUACAUGACUACAUGCAGAAUGUCCACGGUAAAGAAAUCGAUUUGCUGCGGACGACGGUGAAGGUGCCUGGUAAGAGGCCGCCCAGAGCGGUGGCGACGGUCGCCCCUACAGCCAGCCCCAAAACCAACGGACUGACCAAAGACCGCAGCACUUUACAACUCGGCAUCGGGGCCACAAGCACUCCUCACUCUAACAGCAGCAGUUCCCUGCAGUCUGGGGGCUCGGCGGCUGGCGUGGCUUUGGGAACUAGUAAAGAGGGGAUGCACCAGCGCUCGUUCUCUGUGUCCAGCGCAGAACAGUGGAGCGAGGCUGUUAUCAGCACCACGGCAGCCAAUGGGAUGUCAGAUCCUCUCAGCUCCGCCCCUGGCAUGAACAGUGCCACCAGUCCCAAACUUGAGCCUCCACCAUCACCUCAUGCCAACCGUAAGAAACACAGACGGAAAAAAAGCACGGGCAUCACCAAACCGGAUGGCCUUUCUGCAGGGAAUGAAGAGCUAGAGGAGUCCUUUGAGUUCAUCAUUGUGUCCCUGACGGGUCAGAUGUGGCAUUUUGAGGCAUCUACGUAUGAGGAAAGAGAACUCUGGGUUCAGGCCAUUGAGAGCCAGAUAUUUGCCAGUCUACAGUCCUGUGAGAGCAGCAAGAACAAGUCUCGAUUAGGAAGCCAGAGUGAUGCAGUGACCAUCCAAUCCAUCAGGAAUGUGAGGGGAAACAGCUUCUGUGCAGACUGUGACGCCCCCAAUCCAGACUGGGCCAGUCUGAACCUCGGCGCUCUGAUCUGUAUCGAGUGCUCCGGGAUGCACAGGAACCUGGGCACCCAUCUGUCCCGCGUACGGUCUCUGGACCUGGACGACUGGCCUGUGGAGCUCAGCAUGGUGAUGACGGCCAUCGGGAACGCCAUGGCCAACAGCGUAUGGGAGGGCUGUGUGGAGGGAUACACCAAACCCGGGGUGGACAGCACCAGGGAAGAGAAGGAGCGCUGGAUCCGGGCGAAGUACGAGCAGAAGCUGUUCCUGGUGGGGCUUCCUCAGUCAGACGUGCCGCUGGGACAGCAGCUCCUGCGGGCCGUGGUGGAGGACGACCUGAGGCUGGUGGUUCUCCUGCUGGCCCACGGCACCAAAGAAGAGGUCAACGAGACGUACGGGGACGGAGACGGACGUACCGCCCUGCACCUGUCCUGCGCCAUGGCUAACGUGGUCCUCACGCAGCUGCUCAUCUGGUAUGGCGUGGACGUGAAGAGUCGCGACGCCCGCGCUCAGACGCCCCUGUCCUACGCCCAGCGAGCAGGAAGUCAGGAGUGCGUCGACAUCCUCAUCCAACACGGCUGCCCCGGCGACGCCGGCGGAGUGUCGACGCCCACAGCCACCCGACACAAUCCCAACAUCAACAACAACGCUCGGUGCGAGCUGAACCGUAGUGUUAGCAUCAUGUGAUCGUGGCUCGCAGUGUCUCUAGUGUCUCUUCUCAAAGAUGUUGGUGUUCCCAUAGAUGCUGCUCUCGUUAAAUGGCAUCAUUUCCCUCAGCAGUACAGUACGUCUUUAUUAGGAAACUGUGCGUAGUGCCACAUGUGUCACGUAAAGCCAUUACCCUCAUGACGACUUCCUGUGACCAAUGUUAGCGUGCAGCGAGAAUUAGCAGUGUUAACAUUAUCAAUGCAUUAUCAAUGUGUUGUUUUUAAGCUGAAGAAAAUGAUGUUUUUAAGGAUCCUUUCUUGUGUGUGUAUAGAACAAAAAAAUGAAAUGAUGGGCAACAGGUUCUAAACAAAAUAAGUUUUGUUUUUUAGGUGCAUCAGUUUAAAAAUAAUCGGACAACAGUAAUGGAUCCUCCGCUUUGCGCCCACGCGUUUUUGUCCAUCAGAACAUUAAAUUGUUGUUAUUUACUGUCUCUCAUGUCAUUACAAACUUUCUUUCUUCUGCUGAAUACACACACG
This is a messenger RNA of Sinocyclocheilus rhinocerous, 3742 nucleotides long. RefSeq names its product arf-GAP with GTPase, ANK repeat and PH domain-containing protein 3. The record is from RefSeq and is a predicted model, not a curated record. The coding region runs from base 471 to 3245 and encodes 924 amino acids. The transcript is spliced from 18 exons. Gene Ontology annotation, biological process: activation of GTPase activity. Gene Ontology annotation, cellular component: nucleus. NCBI's taxonomy places the organism in Eukaryota, Metazoa, Chordata, Actinopteri, Cypriniformes, Cyprinidae. Gene Ontology annotation, molecular function: GTP binding; GTPase activator activity; GTPase activity.